Helobdella robusta is the source of this 1641-nucleotide messenger RNA. RefSeq lists its product as hypothetical. The transcript has 10 exons. Gene Ontology annotation, cellular component: cytoplasm. The record is from RefSeq and is a predicted model, not a curated record. Bases 1 to 1641 code for a protein of 546 amino acids. Gene Ontology annotation, molecular function: magnesium ion binding; pyruvate kinase activity; potassium ion binding. Lineage: Eukaryota; Metazoa; Annelida; Clitellata; Rhynchobdellida; Glossiphoniidae. Gene Ontology annotation, biological process: glycolytic process.
AUGACGGAAGGAUCGUACGAGCAGCAACUUCAAUCCGCUUAUGCAGGCUCGAGGUUAGAAUCCCUCUGCAAUCUUGAUAUCGACAGUCCGCCGAAUGUUAGAAGGAUGUCGAGUAUUAUCUGCACUAUCGGACCGGCUUGUCGAACAGUAGAGAUGCUAAAGAAGAUGAUCGGAGCGGGUAUGAACGUGGCUCGUAUGAACUUCUCGCACGGUACCCAUGAAUACCACAAGGAAACAAUCGCGAACGUUCGUGAAGCUGCUUUCGGACUUUUGACCCCAGUGGCAUUAGCAUUAGAUACCAAGGGUCCAGAAAUUAGGACGGGUAUUAUUAAAUAUGGCGUCAACGAAGAGGCCGAAUUAAAAACGGGACAGGAAAUUAACAUAACGAUUAAUGAUGAGUUCAAGGAACAGUGCGACGAGAAUAACUUGUGGGUGGAUUAUAAGAACAUCAUCCAAGUCGUCGACGUUGGGAAGAAAGUCUACAUCGACGACGGCCUGAUCUCACUGGUCGUGCUACAGAAAGGUGUGGAUUUCUUGAAGUGCAAGGUCGAAAAUGGCGGGCGGGUCGGUAGCAAGAAGGGCUGCAACCUCCCUGGAACUCCCGUUGAUUUGCCAGCAGUUUCAGAGCAGGAUAAGAAAGAUCUACUCUUUGGAGUUGAAAACGGUGUGGACAUCAUAUUCGCCUCAUUCAUCAGGAGUGGUGACGGGGUUCGAACAAUACGAGAGGUCCUUGGUACCGCGGGCAGAAAUAUCAAAAUUAUUUCUAAAAUUGAGAACCAUGAAGGCGUUAAAAGGUUUGAUGAAAUUCUGGAAGAAUCGGACGGAAUAAUGGUAGCCAGAGGUGAUCUCGGCAUUGAGAUUCCAACAGAAAAGGUGUUCUUAGCUCAAAAGAUGAUGAUAGGCAGGUGCAACAGGGCAGGAAAGCCGAUCAUAUGCGCUACACAGAUGUUGGAGAGUAUGAUUAAGAAGCCACGGCCAACGAGAGCUGAGAGUAGUGAUGUUGCAAACGCCAUCCUGGAUGGAGCUGACUGCGUUAUGUUGUCUGGAGAAACUGCCAAGGGACUCUACCCCUUGCAAGCAGUUGAGACGAUGCACAGGAUAGCCAAAGAAGCAGAGGCAGCUGUGUACCACAAGCAGCUCUUUGAAGAUCUACGCAUGUUGACGCCCCGCCCAACAGAUGUCACUCACACUACUGCCCUGGCUGCAGUUGAAGCCGCUAUCAACUGCCUCGCUGUAGCCAUCAUCACUGUGACCACCUCUGGAAGGUCGGCCAUGUUGAUGAGUGCCUACAGGCCGAGAUGUCCCAUUCUUGCGGUCACCAGAGAUGCCCAAGUGGCCCGUCAGCUACAUUUAUUCAGAGGGGUCAUGACCUUGCACUACACUGCCCCGAGAGAAGCAAGAUGGGUUGACGAUAUGGACAAAAGAAUCGGUUUGGCGAUAAAAACCGGCUUUGAGAGAUAUAUCAUCCGGUCUGGUACACCGAUCGUUGUGGUUACUGGAUGGAAAGCUGGGUCGGGAUACACUAACACAAUUCGAGUGGUGGUGAUCUCCGAUAAGGAUAGCAAAGUAAUGGGAAUCACUGAAAACAGCGAGGAAACUGGAGAAUGGAAUGAUGACGGCCCCAGAAUUGAUUUCAACUGA